AUGACUUUGGUUGUUGUAGGUUUAGCAUUAGGAUUAGGUUUAGGUAUUGGAUUAAAUAAUGAUAGUAAAAAUUUAACUUUAAUCAUCUCGAAUAGUUUGACAUUAACGACAAUAAGAGCUUCGACAAACAUGACAACGACGAAUAGGACAGCAGCAACUACAGCAAGUUUAACAACAACAACGUCUACGACAACAACAACAACAACAACAUCUACAACGAUAACUCUGACAACAACAACAUUAUCCAUGACAAUAACAAUAACGACAACAAUAACAACGAUAACAGCAACAAUAAUGUAG
This is a messenger RNA of Rotaria sordida, 300 nucleotides long. The record is from the annotation of a GenBank genome assembly. NCBI's taxonomy places the organism in Eukaryota, Metazoa, Rotifera, Eurotatoria, Philodinida, Philodinidae.